AUGGAUGAUCCAAAGGAUUUCGACAGAAUGCAAGAUCUAAUCCUAGGUUAUGCUUCACACUGUCAUACUUGCGAUUAUAGCUACUCUCAGCCAACAUUGGCCCCCAACACUGGACUCUUUUCUUUUUCUUCUCAAACAGAACCAUCAGCGGACCUGUUGACAGGUUCGUCAUGGGCCACGACAGUAGAAGGACCACAGAACUUUCAAGAUUUCUCAGACAAUGGAUCCGCCCAUUCCGGAGAAGCCGAGGAGUUCAUUUUCACAUCUGGCCAUGCUACGCCCCGAGGAACCAGGGUACCUUCCCAAGGAAACUGGUCCACAUCCAGGACUACCGCUUCUGUGACCCAAGGUGGACAAGCCAUGUCCAGGGUGAGCUCAAGCAGGUCUAGCGGCUCUUCGCUGUCACAAUCAUCACAUCUGUCCAACAUGGACUUCACAGGUAAUGCUUCCGCUCUUCAGACUGGAACCCAGGCCGGUGCUACCUUGCAUGGAAUUGAUACUUGCCUCCUGGACCCUACCGAUGGUAUCACGAACCAGAUGUACUGGCCCGGCUACUCCCUUGACGGUGGACUGAACGGUGAUGCCACCUUUUCUCUUCCCGAUGCCAACCCUCUGCAUGUUGUUCCCUCUCACAUGCAGCUCGGCCCUGAUGUCUCCCUGGUUGAGAACUCUCCUCCCAGCCCUUGGGACUGCUUUUCUAGCUCCAUCUCUCGAUCAUCUUCUCCCAACACUAUUGAGGAUUUGUGGUUCCCUAACCAGAGCCCAAACUCAUCUCCUGAGAUUCAGUGCCAGUCACCAAGCCUGGACCGGAACAUCCCUUUGAUCUCUGAAGAUGCCAAUGGAAAGGCCAUUCCCACGUUCGACGAGCUUCCUGCUGCCACCUCUGCCUUCACUGGUCCACGACGACAGAACAGCGAUGGUGAGUCCGCUCGGGACCAUGACCUUUACAAGAAGGCCGCUCCAUACGAGGAUGGACUUUACCACUGCCCAUGGGAAGGACAACCAAGCUGCAACCACCGACCCGAGAAGCUCAAGUGCAACUAUGACAAAUUCGUGGACUCUCACUUGAAGCCCUACCGCUGCAAGGCUGAGUCGUGCGAGGGCGCCCGCUUCUCGUCGACAGCUUGCCUCCUCCGCCAUGAACGUGAGGCCCACGGACUCCAUGGUCAUGGCGACAAGCCUUUCCUUUGUGUUUAUGAGGGCUGUGAGCGCGCCGUUCCUGGAAAUGGAUUCCCUCGCCAGUGGAACUUGCGUGACCACAUGAAACGUGUUCACAACGACCACGGAAGCUCCAGCGGCUCACCUACAGCUGGAUCUGCUCAGCCUGCCAAGGGACGUAAGCGCAAGACUGAGACUACUGAGACUCAGAAUUCCCACAGCCGCAAGGCGACUGUCAAGUCAAUGCCUCCUCCCCCGGAGCCCAAGGAGAACAUGACCCAGCCCCUUAUUGAUCAGUGGAUGGAGCACCGCAAGGCUGUGGAGAGCCUCAUGCGAAACCUCGUCAAGCCUGAGGACACCCAGAACCUCCAGCACAUCGGAACUCUCCAGAACCGCCUGGGUUCCAUGAUGAAGCUCACCAACGACCUCAAUGCCAUCAACAACCCAGGCAACACCCUGGUUGGCACUGGCUGA
Fusarium oxysporum Fo47 is the source of this 1632-nucleotide messenger RNA. RefSeq lists its product as uncharacterized. NCBI's taxonomy places the organism in Eukaryota, Fungi, Ascomycota, Sordariomycetes, Hypocreales, Nectriaceae. The transcript has 4 exons. Bases 1 to 1632 code for a protein of 543 amino acids. The record is from RefSeq and is a predicted model, not a curated record.